Rhopilema esculentum is the source of this 568-nucleotide messenger RNA. RefSeq names its product large ribosomal subunit protein eL27. The record is from RefSeq and is a predicted model, not a curated record. Lineage: Eukaryota; Metazoa; Cnidaria; Scyphozoa; Rhizostomeae; Rhizostomatidae. Gene Ontology annotation, molecular function: structural constituent of ribosome. Gene Ontology annotation, biological process: translation. Gene Ontology annotation, cellular component: ribosome.
GUAAGCUGUUAGGCCUAUUUUUGCAACGAGACGAAAGACCUCGUUUUCGGGAUAGGACUUGCUCAUAUUGUAAGCGAGGCCUAUGAGCCUUCUUUUACAUGGUGGACUAAACUUCCAGUAGUCAUGGGGAAGUUCAUGAAAUCUGGCAAAGUUGUUCUCUUGCUUGGAGGAAAAUAUGCAGGGAGGAAGGCAGUCAUUGUAAAAAAUUAUGAUGAUGGUAGCCAGGAAAAGCCAUAUGGACAUGCUAUUGUUGCUGGCAUUGAUAGAUACCCAUUGAAAAUCACAAAGCCAAUGGGCAAGAAAAGGGCAGCCAAAAGAUCCAGGAUCAAGACAUUUGUCAAAGUUUGCAAUUACAAUCAUAUGAUGCCAACCAGAUAUUCACUUGAUGUCAAUGUUGACAAGGCUGUUGUAAACAAAGAUGCCUUGAAAGACUCAAGUAAAAGAAGAAAAGCCAAAAUGGAAGUGAAAUCAAAAUUGGAAGAAAGGUACAAGACUGGAAAGAACAAAUGGUUUUUCCAAAAACUUCGCUUCUAAUUUGUUAAUAAGAUUAAAAAUUGUAAAGGGAAAA